UCCUGAGUGCACGGACCGUUCGCCUGCCAAGCCGGCGCCGGAAGUGAGCAUUUCCGAAGCGGCGCCCGGAGCUGCCACGUCCGAAGCCGGGAGUUGAGCGCUGCCACACAGCCAUGGUGUCAGUAAUUAACACUGUGGACACCUCCCAUGAGGACAUGAUUCACGAUGCCCAGAUGGACUACUACGGCACACGCCUGGCAACCUGCUCCUCGGACAGGUCCGUCAAAAUCUUCGAUGUGCGCAACGGAGGGCAGAUCCUCAUUGCCGACCUCAGGGGACAUGAGGGGCCAGUGUGGCAAGUGGCCUGGGCCCACCCCAUGUAUGGCAAUGUCCUUGCGUCCUGCUCCUACGACCGGAAAGUGAUCAUCUGGAAGGAGGACAACGGCACCUGGGACAAGACCCAUGAGCACUCAGGACACGACUCCUCAGUGAACUCUGUGUGCUGGGCCCCCCAUGACUAUGGCCUGAUCCUGGCCUGCGGGAGCUCGGACGGGGCCAUCUCCCUGCUGACCUACACUGGGGAAAGCCAGUGGGAAGUGAAAAAGAUCAACAACGCUCACACUAUUGGCUGCAAUGCUGUCAGCUGGGCCCCUGCUGUGGUGCCUGGAAGCCUCAUAGACCAGCCGUCAGGCCAGAAACCCAAUUACAUCAAGAAAUUUGCAUCGGGUGGCUGUGACAACCUCAUCAAGCUAUGGCGGGAGGAGGAAGAUGGCCAGUGGAAAGAGGAGCAGAAGCUGGAGGCACACAGCGACUGGGUUCGAGACGUGGCCUGGGCCCCCUCCAUCGGCCUGCCCACCAGCACCAUCGCCAGCUGCUCUCAGGACGGUCGAGUGUUCAUUUGGACCUGUGAUGAUUCCUCAGGCAACAUGUGGUCACCCAAACUGCUGCACAAGUUCAACGAUGUCGUGUGGCACGUGAGCUGGUCCAUCACAGCCAACAUCCUGGCCGUCUCGGGCGGAGACAAUAAGGUGACCCUGUGGAAAGAAUCUGUGGAUGGACAGUGGGUGUGCAUCAGUGACGUGAACAAGGGCCAGGGCUCUGUGUCAACAUCCGUCACAGAGGGCCAACAGAACGAGCAGUGACAGCACAACAGGCCUGGACUGCCCCCCUCUGGGGACAAUCGACCAAACAACUGGGAAGCAGGCUCCCAGCUCCACUGCGAUCUGUGCCGGGGUUGGUCACAGAUGUCAUCGCCGAGGCUCAGCUGCUGUAAUGGGAUUGCGUACAGUGUGCAGUUUACUGCCCAGCUGAAAGCAUUUGUAUUAAGAAGAAUCGAUAAAUGACUAUUAUUUUAAAAUAUUUUUGGCCAUUUUUAUGUACCUUUGGGUUCAGGAUAUUUCCAGACCAAUAAAAUCAUGUUGCUUAUAA
Molecule: messenger RNA, 1368 nt
Organism: Jaculus jaculus (lesser Egyptian jerboa)
Lineage: Eukaryota; Metazoa; Chordata; Mammalia; Rodentia; Dipodidae
Gene: Sec13
Product: SEC13 homolog, nuclear pore and COPII coat complex component
Exons: 9
Coding region: 114-1082 (322 amino acids)
Biological process (GO): COPII-coated vesicle budding; protein import into nucleus; positive regulation of TOR signaling
Cellular component (GO): COPII vesicle coat; nuclear pore outer ring
Molecular function (GO): structural molecule activity; protein binding
Source: RefSeq, a predicted model, not a curated record